Molecule: messenger RNA, 4688 nt
Organism: Electrophorus electricus (electric eel)
Lineage: Eukaryota; Metazoa; Chordata; Actinopteri; Gymnotiformes; Gymnotidae
Gene: ndst2a
Product: N-deacetylase/N-sulfotransferase (heparan glucosaminyl) 2a
Cellular component (GO): Golgi apparatus
Molecular function (GO): deacetylase activity; hydrolase activity; heparan sulfate N-sulfotransferase activity
Source: RefSeq, a predicted model, not a curated record
GCCGCCUCAUAGCGGAGCGAAGAUGGCGGCGCUGUGGACGCUGCUGUCAACAACGCCGUGAGUCCGCGGCUGUUUGACUCACCCGGCGCCGAAACACUCGCUUCCUUGGACGGUCGUGCGAAAGAAAAGUGGCCCGCGUCAAGGGAAUUUUCCAGUCACUGACCUCCGACACCGCAAACCCAUUACGGACAGCUCUGCUGCAGAGACCGUACGUGCAACGCCACAUUCCUUCAGCCGCUCGCCGACCUCGCGUUGGCGCGAGAGCGGCAGGGACACGCGGGCGUCGCCACAGUUUGAUCGUGUCUCGUGGGGGACACCGUGACCAGGAGGCUCCGUGGACCACGUCAGCGGGACCAUUACGAGUGAGGGAAUGGACGAGGAGCCACGGCAGAGACAUUCAGCUACACGGCUCGGUUACAGUGGAAGGACCACACAUGCGGUGCCAUGAACACUUCAGCUGGACGGCGGCCCAGCGUAGGACUGGGCGAUGUGAGAACUGGAUUGAUCUCCAGCGAUCACAUCCAUCCAGAGAAACCAGCACGUUAUCUGACAGGUGGACUGGAGGAGAGCAUCUUCCUCAGCAGGAGGCUUAAUCUGGUCUUCUCUAUUCUUCGGGGGAAUGGGCAUGCUUGGCGCCUGCGGGGGGCGCCGUUCACCCUCCUACCCGUGUGCCGCACACACCGUGGCCAGCCUCUGCUGAGGGAGCAGGUCAUAGAGACGGCGGAGGAGGAGUGAGCGUGAGAGGGAGUCCAGCCAACACUCCCGAGGCGAGGCGAGGACUGGGCUGCCGCGGAGCAAGCCCGGAAAGGAACGGUCCGGGCGUGCCGCUCAGGUAGCCGGCCGUCGCUGGAGGCUAGCGCGUUGACUCCAGUCGGACAGGGGUGGCGUUCACUGCAGACAGCACGUCAUGGGCUAUGGGGGCCAUGGUGACUUAGCGUAAAUGGCUCCCUGUCGCCCGGCGCCUGUGCCAGUGUGUGCUGCUCGACCCUCCUCCUCCUCCUCCUCCUCUUCCUCUUCCUCGUCCUUCCUCCCGCCCCACGGCUCGUCCUCGUCGCGGUCUGGCCGCGAGGCUGGCCUGCCCCCGCUCUCUCCUCGCGGCCAUGGGGUUGUGGAAGCUCUUGCGGGGCGUCCGGCAGCUGGAGCUCCACCGUCUCAUCCUGGUACUCAUCGUCUUCUGCCUUCUCUCCAUGGCCUUCCUGGCUUACUACGUCAGCAACAGCCCCAAGAUAAAGGAGGCCCCGCCUCUUCCCUUCAGUGACUGUGGCGGUGUGGUGGCUGGGGAUGGGCCCCAGCGGGGGCCCCUCUACCUGACGCCCCUCGCCGGGCGCCAGCGCGCGGUCAAGGCGGUGGACAACUCGCGCACGGAGCCCGUGGUGCUGGUGUUCGUGGAGAGCAUCUACUCACAGCUGGGCCAGGAGAUCGUGGCCAUCCUGGAGUCCAGCCGCUUCCGUUACCACACGGAGAUCGCACCCAGCAAGGGCGACAUGCCCACGCUGAUGGAGCGUGACCGCGGACGCUACGCCCUGGUCAUCUACGAGAACGUGCUGAAGUACGUCAACCUGGACGCCUGGAACCGCGACCUGCUGGACAAGUACUGCUCGGAGUUCGGCGUGGGCGUCGUCGGCUUCUUUAAGGCCAACGAGAACUCGCUGCUGAGCGCACAGCUCAAGGGCUUUCCGCUCUUCCUCCACUCCAACCUCGGCCUCCGCGACUACCGCAUCAACCCCGCCGCGCCGCUGCUCUACGUCACCAGGCCUAACGAGGUGGAGCAGGGCCCGCUGCCCGGCAACGACUGGACCGUCUUUCAGUCCAACCACAGCACCUACGAGCCCGUGCUGCUCGCCAGCACCAAGUCGUCAGAGGCGCUGGCCCACCUGGGCCCUCGCCGGGCACUGCACGCCACCGUGGUGCAGGACCUGGGUCUUCACGACGGCAUCCAGAGGGUCCUGUUCGGAAACAACCUGUCCUUCUGGCUGCACAAGCUGAUCUUUGUAGACGCCGUGGCCUACCUGACGGCCAGGAGGCUCUGCCUGUCUCUGGAGAGACACACCCUCGUGGACGUGGACGACAUCUUCGUGGGCAAGGAAGGAACACGCAUGAAGGUGUCCGACGUGAAGGCUCUGCUCAACACACAAAACAAACUGCGAACGCUAGUCCCAAACUUUACCUUCAACCUUGGCUUCUCCGGAAAGUUCUACCAUGCAGGCACUGAGGAGGAGGAUGAAGGUGAUGACAUGCUCCUCCAACAUAAGGAGGAGUUCUGGUGGUUCCCCCACAUGUGGAGUCACAUGCAGCCGCACCUGUUCCACAACGUCAGCGUGCUGUCUGAACAGAUGAGGCUGAACAAGCUCUUUGCACAGGAGCAUGGCAUCCCCACAGACAUGGGCUACGCCGUGGCCCCACACCACUCUGGUGUGUAUCCUGUGCACAGCCAGCUCUACGAGGCCUGGAAGAGUGUGUGGGGCAUCAAGGUGACCAGCACGGAGGAGUACCCCCACCUGAGACCAGCGCGCCAUCGCAGAGGUUUCGUACACAACGGCAUCCAGGUGUUACCCAGACAGACGUGUGGUCUCUUCACCCACACUAUAUUCUAUAAUGAAUACCCUGGAGGGUCUCAUGAACUGGACAAGAGUAUCCGUGGAGGAGAGCUCUUCCUCACCGUCCUCCUCAACCCAAUCAGCAUUUUCAUGACUCACCUGUCUAACUACGGAAACGACCGCCUGGGUCUCUACACGUUUGAGUCUUUGGUGAAGUUUGUGCAGUGCUGGACUAACCUGCACCUGCAGACUCUGCCUCCCCUGAAGCUGGCAGAGAAAUACUUCCAGAUCUUUCCGGAGGAGCGAGACCCCCUGUGGCAGAACCCCUGCCAUGACAAAAGACAUAAAGACAUCUGGUCUAAAGAGAAAACCUGUGACCGGCUGCCCAAAUUCCUUGUUAUCGGUCCCCAGAAAACAGGAACCACAGCCCUGCAUUCAUUCCUCACCCUGCACCCAGCCAUCACCAGUAGUUUUUCCAGCCCCGUCACUUUUGAAGAGAUACAGUUCUUCAACGGUCCAAACUACCACAACGGCAUCGACUGGUACAUGGACUUCUUUCCCUUUCCCUCGAACGUGAGCACCGAUUUCAUGUUUGAGAAAAGUGCCAACUACUUUGACACAGAAGUCACCCCCAAGAGAGCCGCAGCCUUAGUGCCCCGAGCCAAGGUCAUCGCCGUGCUGAUCAACCCUGCCGACAGGGCCUACUCCUGGUAUCAGCACCAGCGAGCUCAUCAGGACCCAGCUGCUAUAAACUACACCUUCCAGCAGGUGGUGUCAGUGCGGCAGUCGUCCCCUAACGAGCUACUGGUCCUGCACAAUCGCUGCCUUAAGCCUGGAGAGUAUGCCACUCACCUGGAGAACUGGCUACAGCACUUUCAGUCAAGACAGCUCCACAUCGUAGAUGGAGCUCUGCUUCGCUCCAGCCCAGCCCAGGUGAUGGACGGCAUCCAGAGGUUCCUGGGCCUCAACCCUGUCUUCAACUACACUCAGGCUCUCAUGUUUGAUGAGAGUAAAGGUUUCUGGUGCCAGAGGAUAGACGGAGGACGGCCCAAGUGUCUGGGGAAAAGUAAGGGCAGAAAGUAUCCGGAGAUGACCCCUGAGACGCGUGCCUUCCUGACGGAGUACUACCGCGAGCACAACCUGGAGCUGCUGCGCCUCCUGAACCGGCUGGGCCACACGCUACCCUCCUGGCUCAGGCAGGAACUGCAGAACAGCAGUUGGAGCUGAGGAGGAGGUCCUGCCCCUGAGCCCAUCCCCAAGAGCCAGGCCCCGGGGCCGCACUCACCUACCAGGAACCCGAGAGACUCGGAGCGGAAUGUGAUGGGAUGCGCAAUCGUGGCCAGAGGGCAUACGUGGACUACCAGGAAUUCGUCUUUCCGCCGGCCGUGGUCUUGACGCAGGUCCUCGCUGGUCCUGUUUGAACUUCGAAAGGCUGGCAUUUGUGGCCUCAUGCAGAUACAGCUCCCUCCUCACCUGCGCUAGACCUUCCCACCAGGACCUGGGAACGCCGUAUGGCCCAGACAGCACGACUGGAGACGAGACUGUGGGAUGCACACCUACACGCGCGAAUUACCCAUGCUCAUCUUUCGAGAGAAGCGAUUGUACAGCAUUGUACAUUUUAAAACAUUUGUAUAUUUUGGGUCGGAUCGUGUGGGAGCAUGACGAAGUUGAGCUGGGACUGCAGUAGUAUUAUAGCUCCUCCUCUCCUCACACACAGGGAAGCAUGCCCACAUAUGGGAGACUUGCAUCUAUGCAAGAGGAGACCAGAGGUUUGUGUAAAGUCUCACCCCCCGCUUCAUAAUGUCAACAGAGUCGCGUCUGGAGUGAGAGUGAACUCUUGGCACCCCACCGCACCCCCCUUAAACUUGAUUCCAGGCGCACACUGAGAGCAGGAGUGUUUGUAGCUCAGUCAGAAACCGUUGCUGCUGUGCUGUGGGGGUGAGCUGAAGGAGUCUGGCAGGGAGAGGAGAAGGGAUGCAUUAUGAACCUGUGGUAUGUCCCGCAAACACGAGUUGCUGUCUACUUUAACUUUUUAUUUUGUAAAAAAAAAAAUUAAAAAGAAAAAGGGAAAAAAAAAAAAAUCAAAAAAUUCUUUUCAAAACACCCAAUGCUGUAUCGUCUCUAAUAAAGUCUUAGAGAGGUUGGAAAUGA